Messenger RNA from Chlamydomonas reinhardtii, 1269 nucleotides. RefSeq lists its product as uncharacterized. NCBI's taxonomy places the organism in Eukaryota, Viridiplantae, Chlorophyta, Chlorophyceae, Chlamydomonadales, Chlamydomonadaceae. The transcript is spliced from 4 exons. The record is from RefSeq and is a predicted model, not a curated record. Gene Ontology annotation, cellular component: intraciliary transport particle B; cilium; centrosome. Gene Ontology annotation, biological process: intraciliary transport. Bases 134 to 703 code for a protein of 189 amino acids.
CCAGACUGGCGUUGCUAUCAUACCAUAGCUUAGCUACUUGGCUCUAUCAAGUUUUACGUUGUUGACACUCGGCAAUACCAGCCUCGAAGCCAUUUGAACCUCUGCAGAACUUGACUGACCGCCUAGCAGCACAAUGAAGGACUAUGCGAGAGAGGAAAAUGGAGGUCUCGUUGUCAUGGCCUCGUGUAGCGAUGAGCGCUUCCCUCCGGAAAACAUGCUGGACGGGAAGGACAACACCUUCUGGGUAACCACCGGCAUGUUCCCGCAAGAGUUCGUGCUCAGACUGGAGUCUUGCAUUCGGGUGUCUAAGAUCACGACGUUGUCACUAAACGUGCGCAAACUAGCAGUAGAAAAGUGCGACCAGGACAAGCCAGACCAGUUCGAGAAGGUCUUUGAAGUCGAGCUCGCGAACCGCGGGGACAGGCUGCAAACGGAGGUGCAUCAGGUCAACAUCCGCGCCAAGUACCUCAAAUUCAUACUGCUGCAGGGGCACGGCGAGUUUGCCACCGUCAACCGCGUGUCGGUGGUGGGCGGCGACGACGACGGCGGCGGCUAUGAUGAGCCCGGCGGCGGCUACGGCAGCAUGCAGCGCCAGCCCAGCAUGGGGUACGGCGGCGGCGGCGGCAGCGCGGCGACGGGCUUCGCCGCGGACCCAGGCAACGCUGCUGCAGGCGGAGGCGGCGGCUUCGAGGACGAGUUCUAAAGCCAGCAAUCGAUGCGUGGCGACCGCCGGGGAGGAGUCGGCAGCGGGUGGUCCCGCUUGACGAGGACGGGGAGGGCGGGCAAGGAGGAGGCUGACGCUGUGGAACUGACGCGGUCGUGGGGCUAAUGCCUAAGGAUUGGGCGCCGCGCAGGGCCGCCGGAAGCGAUCGGAGGGCUUGCUAUGGGUGCGGUGCAUGAGCGCGGCAACCUGUUCCCGUGCUGCGGUUACGGUAUGAGCAAGAUGUCGCGGCGCAUGUAUAGGCUGCCGAGGGCAGUACGUAUCGAAGGGCCCCUGCACGCUGCAGAAGCGAGCAUGGCUGUGCCUUGGCUAGGACAAAAACCAAAACCCAGAAUCACGUCACAAUGCACCCUACAGUUGUACAUAACACACUUUACAAGACAGAGAUAAGGAGCGCCAUAUGAUUGGGCGGCAUGGACCGCAUAUGAGGGAGGAGCAUUGUGCAGGGGCAGUGGCACGCCGUGGCCGGGGUGCAUUUGCACAUUCGGCUUGGCGUGUAGCCGUGCACAGGGGCACCCCUGGACGUGCAUGUGUAAGCCUGGGACUCG